Messenger RNA from Arabidopsis arenosa, 653 nucleotides. The record is from the annotation of a GenBank genome assembly. NCBI's taxonomy places the organism in Eukaryota, Viridiplantae, Streptophyta, Magnoliopsida, Brassicales, Brassicaceae.
GACAUCAUCUCGGCAAAUCAAUCGGAUCAAAAUCACGGUGCAGUGGAGUGGAGAAGCUUCCAGCGAGACGUCGACGGUAAGAGCUCUACCGGCGAUGUAGCGACGCGGAGUAGAAGAGAGAGACUUCACGGCGAGGAACGAGGAACGACGGCAGUUAGAUCUGGGGACUGGAGAUUUUGGAGGCUUCAUAGGGUCGCCGCUUGAUGGGGGAGGUCGACUCCGGCCCGGUGAAUCUAUACCACCGUCGAUGGUCUCCGGAUCUACUCCCUACUGCCUUCAAUUCUCACGACUGAGCAUGGAGCCUCACGACAAAGGAGCUCGGUUCUCUUCUUCCUCCUCAAAACUGCUCUACGGUGGUGGGAUGGCAACGGAUCUUGGAUCACCAUCUCCAUUCGGCUCGUGUCGUCCAGGCUCACCGGAGGUUUUCUGUUCCGGGGAGGUUCUGCAGUUCUUGGACGGCGGCUCAAGCGUGUUCUACGUUUGAGAUUAGGAUUUUCGUUUCCGGUUUAGAUCGGUUACGUUUAACCGAAUCGGUUUUGUUUUUGAUGGUUUUGUUGGGUUACUGUUAGUGGAUUGGGCCCUAAGGGGAUAUGUAUGGGCUUAAUUCCGGAAAUAGCCCAAUGGACAUUUAUUUAUAAAAUUUGAAUACCCUU